AUGAAUGUAAUUGUUUAAGAAGCAUAAUUACAAUCACUUUAAAAGAAAGCUCGCAAUUAUUCUUAUGCCUGCUCAUUAAAUAUCAUUUUUAUAAUUGCUUUCAUAAUUCACCAACUUUAAUAUAAUCUGAUUACUUUUAAUCCAUAAUUGUAAUUUAAUACAUUUGAAUAUCAAUUAUUAAGUGAUAAUUCUUUUAAAGAAUCUGAAUGGUGUUUUACAUUUGCAUUUAACUAAGAUUCAACCAUUUUAGCUGCUGGAUGCAAAUCCUAUAUUAAGAUAUAUAAUUUUGCUAAUGGAAAGACUUAAUUAAAUUAGACAUUAAAUAAUAUCAGUUUUGUUAGAACAAUUUAUUUUAUGAAGAAAUCAUAGAGUUUUAUUUCAGGAGAGGAAGAUUCCACUAUUUCAAUUUGGCAUCAAAAUUCAAAUAAAUAAUGGUUUUUAUUUUAAAAACUUAUAGAACAUUCUAAAACAAUUAAACAUGUCAUUAUGAAUAGGAAUGAAGAUCUUAUCAUUUCAUGUAGUAAUGAUAAAACAAUUAAAUUUUGGAUCAAAUAAAAUGAAUGGAUAUGCUCACAAACUAUUUCAAAUCAUACUUCAAGUGUUUUAAGCUUAAGUAUUAAUGAAUCAUAAGAUAAAUUAAUCUCUUGUUCUGAAGAUAAAUCUAUUUUAGUAAUGGAGUUUUCAAAAAUCACUAAUAAAUGGGUUGUUAUUUAAAGAAUCUUUUUAAAGGAACAUGGAAGAAGAUUAAGCUUUAUAGGAGAUGAUUAAUUUACAUUCCAACCAAAAAAUUAAGAUUUAUUAUAAUUAUAUGAAUGGAAUGCUACAUCUAGAAUUUUCAAUUUAAAAAUGCUAAUUCCAGUUAAUAGCACUAAUGAUCUCAAUUAUUAUUUUCCUUAAUAAUUUAUUACUUAGAAAUAACUAUUAAUUAAUAAGAAUGGCAAUUACAUCAAUUUGUUAAGAAAAAAGUCUGAUUAAACAUUCAUUUAAGAAAAUUUAAUUAAAUUUAAUACAAACUAAAUAUUUGGAAUUAUGAAUGAUUCUGGAGAUUAUUUAGUUACUUGGGAUUAAGAUCAAAAAUAAAUACAAUUCAGAAAAUUUAGUGAAUUAUGA
Molecule: messenger RNA, 1110 nt
Organism: Paramecium sonneborni
Lineage: Eukaryota; Ciliophora; Oligohymenophorea; Peniculida; Parameciidae
Source: the annotation of a GenBank genome assembly